Teleopsis dalmanni is the source of this 3941-nucleotide messenger RNA. RefSeq names its product indole-3-acetaldehyde oxidase-like. The coding region runs from base 145 to 3921 and encodes 1258 amino acids. The transcript has 7 exons. The record is from RefSeq and is a predicted model, not a curated record. NCBI's taxonomy places the organism in Eukaryota, Metazoa, Arthropoda, Insecta, Diptera, Diopsidae. Gene Ontology annotation, molecular function: FAD binding; 2 iron, 2 sulfur cluster binding; oxidoreductase activity.
UGUUAGUUGAAGCGUUCGGAGCUACGUGAUCGCACUAGAAAUAUUUAAUAUUUUUAAUAAAAAUAUUUUAAUAGUUUUUUUUUGGAAUUUUAAUUAAAAGAAUAAUUCAUUACAUAUCACCCAAUAUCGCAUGUACGCCAGAUCAUGACUCGCUUUUCAAUAAACGGCACACCGUACACUGUAAAUCUUGCUAGUUUACCGGCGGAUAUCACCUUGAACACUUUCAUCCGAGAACAUGCCGGUCUGCCAGCAACGAAAUUCAUGUGCCAGGAAGGUGGCUGUGGCGUUUGUGUUUGUGCCGUAACCGGCAAGCAUCCAGCGACGGGUGACAUACGCACUUGGGCAGUGAAUUCAUGUUUGACCUUGCUUAACAGCUGCGCCGAUCUCGAAAUAACUACUUCUGAAGGCCUUGGCAACAAACGUGAGGGCUAUCAUGCCAUACAACAACGUUUGGCGAAAAUGAAUGGUACUCAAUGUGGGUACUGUUCACCAGGUUUCGUUAUGAAUAUGUAUGCUCUGCUGGAAUCGAAAAAUGGUAAAGUCACUAUGGAAGAAGUUGAAAAUUCUUUCGGUGGCAAUAUUUGUCGCUGUACUGGCUAUCGUCCUAUAUUGGAUGCUAUGAAAUCUUUUGCUGUCGAUAGUAAUAUUGAAGUACCAGCAGAAUGCCAAGAUAUUGAGGAUUUAAAAACGAAAACAUGUCCAAAAACUGGUGGACGCUGCAGUGGUACUUGCAAUGGCAUAAAAAAACGUUUAACCUUCGACGAUGGCAGUCAAUGGUUUUGGCCAAAAUCUGUUGCUGAUAUUUUUAAUGCUUUUGAACAGUUGGGAGGACAAAAGUAUAUGUUAGUUGCUGGAAAUACAGCUCACGGUGUUUAUAGACGCUCGAACGAUAUUAAAACUUUUAUUGAUGUAAAUGGCGUAGCCGAACUUAAGAAAUAUGCACUCACUAAAGAUACGCUUACUCUUGGCGGUAAUCUUAGCUUAACAGAGGCUAUGGAAAUUUUCACAGAAGCUGCCAAAACAUCUGGUUUUGAGUACUGUAAACAGUUGUGGCAACAUUUUGAUUGGAUUGCUAAUGUGCCGGUUAGAAAUACUGGUACAUUGGCUGGAAACUUUGCUAUCAAACAUGAGCACAAAGAUUUUCCCUCUGAUAUUUUCAUAGCAUUUGAGGCCUUAGAUGUGAAAAUUGUGAUCAAUGAGUCUGCAACUGUGCAGAAAACUCUAUUACUUACUGAAUAUUUGAAGACGCCUAUGUUAAAGAAAGUAAUAACUGCUUUCAUCUUGAAACCUUAUCCCAAGGAGUCUUUUAUUUUUGAUUCUUAUAAGAUCAUGCCACGUGCCCAAAAUGCACACGCCUAUGUUAACGCUGCAUUUUUAGUCGAUAUAGAGAAACCGAAUUACAAAGUACGUUCAGCUAGAGUUUGUUUUGGUGGCAUAAAUGCAGAUUUCAUACACGCCGAGUCCGUAGAACGUUUAUUAGCAGGAAAAAGCAUAUUUGAUCAUGGCACUUUAUAUCAAGUAUUCUCAGAAUUGGAAAAAAAACUUGAUCCGGUUGCUGUUCUUCCCGAUCCAUCUCCAGCAUACCGUCGUAAACUUGCUUAUGGUUUACUAUACAAAUUUGUAUUGAAACAUGCACCUGCUGGCACUGUGCCAGAAAAACUGAAAACUGGUGGUAAUCUACUGUAUAGACCAGUUUCAACUGGUAAACAAAUUUUUGAAACUAUUGAAAAUAAUUAUCCGGUUACCAAACCCACUGAGAAGCAUGAAGGCAUAAUACAAACUUCUGGUGAAGCUACAUAUGCUAAUGAUUUACCAGUGCAACCAAAUCAAGUUUGGGUUGCUUUUGUUACAGCAAAAAAAAUUGGUGCGACGGUAACAAAUAUUGAUACUUCUGAAGCCAUGAAGUUACCUGGAGUCGUGGCUUUCUUUACUGCAAAGGACAUACCUGGCGUAAAUAAUGUUGUUGUUAAGGAAUCAUUCUUCUUUCCAUCAGAGGAAGAACUCUUUGCAACUGGUGCUAUUAAAUUUUAUAAUCAACCCAUCGGCGUUAUAGUAGCGGAAUCUAAUGCUUUAGCCAAUCGUGCUGCAGAAUUAGUUAUGGUGACUUAUUCUGGAGGUAGCACAGAGAUUUUGCCUACAUUAAAUGAUGUAUUAAGCAAUGAUUCUGCUUCAAAUAGAUAUAAACAUGUGAUUAAAUCUCAAAUAGAGGAAUUAAAACUAACUGAGAAGUAUGAUCUAAGUGCCACUGGCAAAUUAGACAUGGGGCUGCAAUAUCACUACUACUUGGAACCACAAACUAGUGUUAUAGUGCCUUUCGAAGGUGGUCUACAAGUGUACACUGCCACACAAUGGAUGGAUCUUAUACAAAUUAUCAUAGCAAAUCUUCUUAAUAUCAAGAACAAUGAAGUACAACUUAAAGUUAGACGGAUUGGUGGUGGUUAUGGCGGUAAGGCUACACGUUGUAAUCCAGCGGCUUGUGCUGCAGCUCUAGUAGCAUAUAAAUUGAACCGCCCAGUACGGUUCGUACAAUCGUUAGAGUCAAUAAUGAAUACUUUAGGCAAGCGUUGGGCAGCUCACAUUGAUUAUGAAUUCUUUGUCAAGAAUAAUGCUAAAAUUGUGGGCAUAAGUAGCAAAUUCUACGAAGAUGCAGGAUACUUACCGAAUGAAGCACCUAUUGGGCAUACAGUUAUGCUAUCCAAAAAUUGUUAUGAAUUCACUAACAAUUAUAAAUUGGACGGGUAUAUGGUAUUUACUGAUGCGCCAAGUAACACACCCUGUCGUGCGCCUGGUUCAGUAGAAGGUAUUGCUUUGAUUGAAAACAUGAUUGAACAUAUAGCAUUUGAAACUGGAGUGGAUCCAGUUGAUGUGCGUUUGGCUAAUUUAAUAACAGCACAUAAGAUGCGUGAUAUGUUGCCACGUUUUGUAAACUCCACAGAAUACAGCAAACGUAAGCAACAGAUCAGUGAUUUUAAUAAGAAAAAUCGUUGGAUUAAAAAAGGUUUGGGUAUGGCAAUUAUGGAAUAUCACAUAGGUUAUUUUGGACAAUAUCCAGCAACUGUUGCUAUUUACCAUGGGGAUGGUACUGUUGUGAUAUCACAUGGUGGUAUUGAGAUGGGCCAGGGUAUGAAUACGAAAAUCGCGCAAGUUGCAGCUUUUGUAUUGGGUAUUCCGAUGGAAAUGAUUAAAAUUGAAGGCAGUGACACAAUUAAUGGAGCAAAUUCGAUGGUAACUGGUGGUGCAGUGGGUAGUGAAACACUUUGCUUUGCCGUACGUAAAUGUUGUAACACUUUAAAUGAACGUUUGAAGCCAGUGAAGGAAGAAUUGAAAGAUGCCGACUGGCAGAAAAUAAUCAAUGAGGCCUACAAUCGCAAGAUUAACUUGAUUGUCAACGAUGACUGUAAACAAGGUGAUAUGGAUCCAUACACUGUUUGUGGUCUUUGUCUUACCGAAGUCGAGGUGGAUAUAUUAACUGGCAACUAUUUGAUUAAUCGUGUUGACAUACUUGAAGACACUGGCGAAAGUUUGAAUCCUAAUGUUGAUAUUGGACAAAUUGAAGGAGCAUUUUUGAUGGGCUUAGGCUACUGGACCACUGAACAAAUGGUAGUUGAUAAAGUUAAUGGAGAGUUGAAAACAAAUCGUACUUGGAAUUAUAAACCACCGGGUGCUAGAGAUAUUCCAAUUGAUUUCCGCGUGGAGUUAUUACCACAAAGUGCAAAUCAAGCAGGAUUUAUGAGAUCGAAAGCCACUGGCGAGCCCGCAAUUUGCUUGGCAAUUGCAGUUGUCUUCGCUCUACAAGAAGCAUUGCAAUCUGCACGUACUGAUGCAGGUUUGAAGAAAGCUUGGGUACCACUAAACGCACCAAUGACUCCAGAGCAUAUUGUGCUGAAUGCUGGCACAGAUGUUAGCAUGCUGCAAUUAUAAGUAUUAAUAUUUUAGGAUAA